Molecule: messenger RNA, 830 nt
Organism: Aspergillus campestris IBT 28561
Lineage: Eukaryota; Fungi; Ascomycota; Eurotiomycetes; Eurotiales; Aspergillaceae
Product: nascent polypeptide-associated complex subunit family protein
Exons: 3
Coding region: 280-735 (151 amino acids)
Cellular component (GO): cytosol; nascent polypeptide-associated complex
Source: RefSeq, a predicted model, not a curated record
CUUUUUAUUUUUCUUCGUUUUUGGGGGAUUGUUGGGGGGAGUCUAGCUGGGGAAGGAAGGGAAGGGAAAGAAUGAAAUGGAUCGGAUAGAGGGGUAUGGACAGAUGGUAUCAUGUCGCGUGGAUUCGCUGUUCACGAUUGAUCGGUUUGCGAGAUGCGUGCAAAAUUCCUGUGGGCGCGAUCGGUCGUUGACUGUCUUGUUCACCCCGCUAUCUGAGAUCUGGUCCGAGCUAGAUGGGAUGGAUGGGGAUUUCUUUUUGGGCAGGAUGUUUACACUGAAAUGAAUUAUGUCGCUAACGAGCUUACUCUUACAGGAGGCAAGGGCACUCCCCGCCGCAAGGUCAAGAAGGUCCACAAGUCGUCCGGUGCCGACGACAAGAAGCUGCAGGCCACGCUCAAGAAGAUGAACGUGCAGCCGAUCCAGGCCAUCGAGGAGGUCAACAUGUUCAAGGAGGAUGGCAACGUCAUCCACUUCGGUGCCCCCAAGGUCCACGCCGCCGUCCCCUCCAACACCUUCGCCCUCUACGGCCACGGCGAGGAGAAGGAACUCACCGAGCUGGUCCCCGGCAUCCUGAACCAGCUGGGCCCCGACAGCCUGGCCUCCCUCCGCAAGCUGGCCGAGAGCUACCAGAACAUGCAGAAGAGCCAGGCCGGUGCCGAGGGCAAGAAGGACGAGGAUGAUGACGAUAUCCCGGAUCUGGUCGAGGGUGAGAACUUUGAGAACAAUGUUGAGUAAAGGAACCGCUUUUCUUUUUUCUAUUUAAAUGAAUGAGCAACUUUAAAAAUUCCAUCACAUUGGUUUAUCUUUUUUUUUUCUUACUUGAUUUUUUC